Fusarium sp. VM40 is the source of this 2331-nucleotide messenger RNA. The record is from the annotation of a GenBank genome assembly. Lineage: Eukaryota; Fungi; Ascomycota; Sordariomycetes; Hypocreales; Nectriaceae.
AUGGCUCGUUAUCCAUUCACUCCGCUGCCCACUGGCUCUAUCCGUCUACUCCGACUAUCCCCGGUCACAGCAAAUUCAAGUUCAAUCAUUUGCGGCACUUUAGAGGUCCAUGAUCUACAAACUUCUCCGCCAUUCAUCGCGCUUUCAUACGAAUGGGGUCCUCCAGAAGCAAACCACCCGAGUCUGUAUCUCAGAGGUGGCACCGUUCCACUACGUAGCAACGCAGCUGCAGCACUGAUAACGCUGCGAGAUCAUCACAACGUUACGCGAAUAUGGAUAGACAUGGUUUGCAUUGACCAGGAGAACACUCCUGAAAGAACAGCCCAGGUUCAAAUGAUGGAUGCCAUUUACUUGCGCGCAGCCGAGGUUCUCAUUUGGCUGGGUCAAGAGGAUGAUCUCACCGAGCUCGCCUGCGACUCUGCCAUCAAGAUAGCGCGGUACGGCGGGCUACCGCCGAGCCGAAGAAGCAGAAACUUGAGUCAGUUGAAGAUCAUGAGAGGUUUGGAAGUAGCUGCUAGUGAACAGAAAGAGCUGUUUACGACGCAUCCCGAGAAGGAAAACGGUCCAGAACGGACAACUGCAAAAUACAAAGAACCCGGGCUGUUAACAGCAUACGAGCGGGCGGCUAUAUAUGAAGCAGAGGGGAGAACGGUCAACCAAGAGACAGAGUUUCUAGCCGACUUCGCGCCCUUUGACAAUAAGGAUGAGGUGUCAGUAAUGGCGGCACAACUAAACGCCAUGGACUUGCAGUGGACAACUUCAUUCAUUGAGAGGCAGCUUCGACAGAACCUUUUUCGCAAUCCGGGUGUUAUUCCUCCGGCAUCAGCACCAAUGAAAUGGGACCCGAGCAUGUUAUCUCAUCAAAACCGAACCAUCAUUGACCAGCUCAACCUCUCUGGCCCUGUCGAUCUGGUUUGGCACUCGCUGACUAGUUUAUUUAGUCGGAGCUGGUUCUUUCGUGUCUGGAUGCUUCAGGAAUUGGUUCUCGCCAAGGAACCAACAAUCAUUGUCGGAACCUUGGCACUCAGCUGGGAUGCGCUCAUGUUCACUGAUACCUUUAUCUGGGAAUUGGGGCUUUUCGGCAGUCGUAAUAGCAGGGCUAGUCACAUGGCUAUUCAGAUGGAUAUCCAAAGAGACUCGUAUUGGGGCAAAGGUGGGCCGAGGGAUGUGGAGGGCGGAGCGACUUUAGAUCAGCAGCUUACCAUACUGAGAGCGAGCGAUUGUUCUGAACCUCGUGAUAAAGUCUUUGGGAUCCUUGGAAUGGUAGAUAAACGCCAUAAAGACGCUAUCACCGUGGACUACAACAUUCCACUUUCCGAGAUUUACGGCUCUGUCACGAGGUAUGAGAUCACAUCAUCUCGAACACUUGAUGCGCUCCGUUUUGUGGCACCCAACAUGUCUCCAGACCUACCAAGCUGGGUAUCGGAUUAUCGAAUACGAACAAUCGGCUCUGAAAUGUUCCCCGUCGCCAGAGAUAACGACCUGGAUGCUGCCGGUGGGAGAUUGGUGACUACCGAUUUGAUCAACAGCGAGAGUGCAAAGAGAAGUCCAUCGGCACUUCGUCUGCGAGGUCGCUACGUGGGCAAGAUUGAACACCUCGGUACAAAGAUGCAGCUCACAGACCCUUACAAAAAAGAUCUCAGUCGUCAGAAACGUCCCGCCCUAAACAUGCUAACACAUCUCCGACAGCACCAAAUGGUGCAAAUGGUGAUUGACCAGUGGCGAGGACUAUGCGCUGCCAGAUCCUCCGAUCCAUAUCCAGCAUAUAGACCUGGUGAAGCAGAUGCCUUUUCACCUAGCGACCAGUCACUCAUCUCGGCCUUUUGGCGCACCGCUUGCGCAGACAUGUUUCUAGGCGGCGGUGGUUUCACAGCAGCUCACGAAUGGGAGGCUGUGCAGUGCAUUCUCCAUCAUCAGGUAGAUGACCUGCCAGAGGCUAAACUCCCGAACUUGAGUGUGGAUGAGUACCUAGACUGCAUGCUCUUGGGGAUGGGGGGUAGAUUGCGAGCGGACUGGUAUGGUGCUGAUACAUUUUGGAAAUACGCUGGCAGUAUGAGUGCACACAAGAGAUUCUUUGUACUUGGUGGAGGUUUCAUCGGCACGGGUCCGACUUAUUUGAAGGAGGGUGAUGAGGUAUGGGUUUUGGAGGGCGGUGUGAUGCCGUUCAUUCUUAGGGCUGUGGAUUCAUCUAAGGAGACUGCGAAGAAGGUAAUAGAGUCAGGUGAGAGGCAUGUAAGGGAGUUGGUAGGCCCUGCCUAUGUCCAUGGGAUAAUGAGAGGUGAAGCUUGGGGUAACGGUGAUGAUGGAGUGGUUGAAGUGGCAUUGGUAUAA